Messenger RNA from Topomyia yanbarensis, 2630 nucleotides. RefSeq names its product 3-oxoacyl-[acyl-carrier-protein] reductase FabG-like. The transcript is spliced from 3 exons. The coding region runs from base 170 to 940 and encodes 256 amino acids. The record is from RefSeq and is a predicted model, not a curated record. Lineage: Eukaryota; Metazoa; Arthropoda; Insecta; Diptera; Culicidae. Gene Ontology annotation, molecular function: oxidoreductase activity.
AAAAAAAAACUUGGCAUCGCUGGCUCGAACAGCAUUAAAUUUUGAUCGAGAACUUAGCAACCAACACUUGCUUUGUUAUUGUCGAUAUACUGUUAUCUUCCCAUUAUCUGCGUAGGAGCUAUCGGGAGAUUACCGUGGAUUGCAUAGUUCAAUAAAACUAUCGAUAGGAAUGGAUUUUAAGGGCAAGGUAGUUCUAAUCACGGGAGCCUCGUCGGGCAUCGGCGAAGGAACGGCCAAGUAUUUAGCAAAUCUAGGAGCAACGUUGGUGUUGACGGGUCGAAAUGUGAGCAAUUUAAAUCAAGUUGGAGCAGCUUGCGAAGCCAUAUCGAAGCAAAAACCGCUCCUGUUGACUGCGGAUGUCUCCAAGGAGGAAGAUAAUGCUCGUGUUAUUGAGGAGAUUGUUGCGAAAUUUAGCCGACUGGAUGUACUAAUUAAUAAUGCCGGUAUUAUUGGUAGCGGAUCAAUUGAGGAUACAAGUUUGGAACAGUAUGAUGAGAUAAUGAAUACGAAUGUAAGAGCUGUGUACCAUCUGACCAUGUUAGCCGUACCGCUUUUGAUUGAGAGCAAAGGUAAUAUCGUAAAUGUGAGUAGUGUGGCUGGUAAUAGGUCUUUUCCGGGGAUCCUGGCUUAUGGAAUGUCCAAAGCGGCAAUUGAUCAGUUUACGCGCUGUACUGCACUUGAGCUAGCACCGAAGCAGGUUCGCGUGAAUGCGGUGAACCCAGGCGUAAUUAUUACGGAUAUCCACAAGCGUGGAGGAAUGGACGAGCAAGCAUAUGCGGCUUUCCUCGAGAAAUGCAAACAAACUCACGCUUUGGGUCGCCCCGGUGUUCCGGAGGAAGUGGCCGCCACAAUAGCAUUUUUAGCGUCGGAUUCGGCCAGUUUCAUCACGGGAGUUACACUUAAUGUUGAUGGUGGACGGCACGCCAUGUGCCCCAGAUAAGAGGUCAGCCGCUAUUUUACCGUUCAAGUAUUAUUUCGCAGUCUUAGAAGGUACAGAAACUGGUAACACGGAUACGUGUAGGAUAUCACCAAAUCUCGCAGGAAAAUUUGAAAUUUGCGAAGUACUACCCAACAAUAAACACUUUUUUACUGCGGCUGAAACAGACGUCCAAAAUUGCAUUUUCCAAAGCAGGUAUUUUCAACUAAAUGUAAUUUCAACACAUAGAAAGGGAGCCACAUAUUAUAGAAAAUCAUAAAUCAACGUAAAGAUAAAUAAUACCAAAUUCCCUAUUUAUUCAUUUAGAAAAGAUUUGUGCCUUACAAGCAUUAAACACACUUGAAGUAAAAAAUUUAACAAGUGAAUAUUACAGAAUUAAAUAAAAUUUAAUCUUGAUACUUGGACCAUCGGCCACGUUUAUUUAUGCGAAUUUUGCGAAAAUGUAAAUUCGGAAAACAGGUAAACAAUCCUGCGAAUCAUCAGUACAUUACGCGGAGAGUCAAUCAUAACAUAGGAUUCGCCGACAAUUUUGAUGCUGAUAUACCGAAACGUAAACUAUUCGAAUCAAAUAGGAUCUACGUAAACUAUACACAGGUAUUUUAGAAAUUUUUGGAGAUUCGCAAUUUUUCACACCUUUUCCUAAAUGCUGAAAAUUUUGUGCCACAUACUCCAACUAAGAAGAAAGAUUGUCAAAAGCGGUCUUUAAUUAAAUUUUGAUUUAUUCAAAGUUACAACAGAUAUAAAUGCAUUCGAAUACAGCCGUUUGUGGCUGGCAAUCACUCUAAUGGGAAAAGAACGUCAUUGAGUAAAUCCAUUUCAUCACUUGAUUCCCUGACAUACCCACAAACGACGAUCUUUAUCUCGGGCACAUCGCAUGACGGCCGCCAUCCACCGGCAGGCUAGCUCCAGUGAUGAACGAAGCUGACUCACUGGCCAGAAAGGCGAUCGCAUCGGCAACCUCGGUAGCCUGUCCCGGUCUACCCAUAGCAUGCGUAUUCUUGGAGUGUUCCAAGAACUUUUUAUACGUUUCCUCGUCCAUGCCGCCGCGUUUGUGUAGAUUCGUCACCGUCACUCCUGGGUUGACACAGUUGAUGCGAACAUUUUUGGACGCCAGCUCGAGAGCGACGCAGCGAGUAAAUUGAUCUACCGCCAUUUUUGAAAUAUUGUAAGCUAGCACUCCCGGGAAAGAUCGGAUUCCGUUCACGCUGGACACGUUGACAACAUUUCCCUGCGAUUUGAUUAGAUGUGGGACUGCCAACAUUGUCAGAUGGUAGAUGGAACGAAUGUUGGUAUUCAUAACUCGAUCAAACUGCUCCAAACUGGUAUUCUCGAUCGUUCCUGUUUCGAUAAUCCCAGCGUUAUUCACCAACACGUCCAGUCGGCCAAACUUAUCAAUAGUAGCGUUUAGAAUUCUUUCCGUGUCCGCCUGUUGGGUGAUAUCGCCUGGGAUGAUAAAGGGUGGCACCGAGCCGGCAGAGCAUUCCUUGGCGACAUUGGUCAGAUUGUCCACCUUGCGACCGGUCAGCGCUAGUGUGGCCCCCAGCUGGGACAGCUUGACAGCAGUAGCGGCACCGAUUCCGCUGCUGGCUCCUGUGAUAAGGAUAACUUUUCCGGCGAAAUUCAUCCUUGUAUUACGUAAAAUCACCGACCGGCUAACAAGCUAUACAAGAUAAGUGAGAUUGUGCGAACGAAA